AUGUCCAGUAAAGGAGGAAAACAAAGUCGGGUUUCGGACAGAAAAGGCACCGGGGAUGAGGAAGAAGAGCAGCCACUUCAGGCCGUAUUAGUUGCCGACAGUUUCAACAGGAGGUUUUUCCCGGUGACUAAAGACCAGCCCCGGGCGCUGCUGCCGCUGGGUAAUGUUGCCAUGAUUGACUACACACUGGAGUUCCUCACUUCCACCGGGGUUCAGGAGACCUUCAUCUUCUGCUGCUGGAUGGCCCCUACAAUUAAAGAGCACCUACUUAAGUCCAAGUGGUGUCGGCCCACAUCUCCUAACACAGUCCACAUCAUCACCUCAGAGCUGUACCGCUCUCUGGGGGACGUGCUCAGGGAUGUAGAUGCAAAGUCCCUUGUUCGCUCUGACUUUGUGUUGGUCUAUGGAGAUGUGGUCUCAAACAUUGAUGUCAGUGAGGCUUUACACGCACACAGACACCGAAGAAAAAUGGAGAAGAACAUCUCUGUGAUGACAAUGGUUUUCAAAGAGUCAUCACCUGGACACAGAUCUCGCUGCGAGGAGGAUGAUAUAAUUGUUGCUAUGGACAGUAAGACACAUCGUGUCUUACACUAUCAGAAAACACAAGGACUGAAGAAAAUGCAGUUUCCAAUGAAUAUAUUCCAUAGCACCAGUGAUGAAUUUGAAAUACGCCAUGAUAUUUUAGACUGUCACAUCAGUAUAUGUUCACCACAGGUUGCAGAACUGUUUACAGAUAACUUUGACUACCAAACUAGGGAUGACUUUGUGAGAGGCAUCCUUGUUAAUGAAGAAAUCUUGGGCAAUCAGAUUCACAUGCAUGUAACUAAAGAUGGUUAUGGUGUCCGAGUGUCCAACCUGCUCAUGUACGACUCUGUGUCAUCGGACCUGGUGCGCCGCUGGGUUUACCCGCUGACCCCAGAGGCUAACUUCACUGACCACAAGGGCCACAGCUGCACAUACUCUCGCCACAAUGUCUACAGAGGGUCAGGAGUCAGCCUCGGCCACGGCAGCCAGAUGGAAGAGAACGUGCUGAUAGGCUGUGACACCAGCAUCGGCGCCAACUGUCACAUCUCCAACAGUGUCAUUGGAAACAAUUGCACCAUAGGUGAUAAUAUAAUUCUGGACCAUGCCUAUAUUUGGAAUAAUGUUCACAUUGCAAGUAAUGUGACAAUCGUUCAGUCUGUGGUCUGUGACAGAGUAGUUGUUAAAGAUAGCGUGACACUGAACAAACAAUGCGUCCUUGCAUUUGAUGUGGUUGUUGGACCAAAUAUCUCCCUCCCUGAAGGUACUGUGUUGUCUAUGCAUCACCCAGAAGAGGAGGAAGAGGAAGAUGAUGAUGAGUUUCUCAGCGAUGAUGCUGAAGUUGGUCAAAACAAAGACAAGAACAAGCUUAAAGCAUUUAAUCCGGUAGAAGUCGGGGCGGAUGGAAAGGGGUACAUCUGGAAGGCUAAUCUGGAUGACACAGAGGAUGAAGAGUUGGCACACUGUCUUUGGGGUUUGGUGUUGAAUCCUGACCCUGAGAGUGAAAGUGAAGACAGUGAACCAGAGGAUUCUGAUGAUCCUGUGAUCACUUCUCCAGAAAUGGACGAUGACAAAGUUUUUCAAAUGGAAGUUUUGGGAACACUUCAAAGAGGCCUGGAGGAGAACAUUGGCUGUGACAAUCUUGUGCUUGAAAUCAACUCUCUAAAAUAUGCCUACAACAUCACUCUGAAGGAGGUGAUGCAGAUUUUGACUCGAGUGGUGCUGGACUACCCUUUUCAACAACAGGGACCAGAGCUCACUACAUCACAAUACGUGGCCUUGAUGCUGCCGUUAUUGAAAAAAUGGGCGCCUGUGUUUAAAAACUAUGUAAAAAGAGCACAGGACCAUCUGGACUGUUUGUCAGCGUUUGAAGAGCACUUUCUGGAGGCGGAGGCUCACUGGGCUGCUAUGGUCAAGGUUUUAAUGAACAUGUACCAGCUGGAGAUUCUGGAGGAGGAGAUGAUCCUGCGCUGGUUUUCCCAGGGAGCGACCUCCGACAAGAGCAGGCAGCUGCGCAAGAACCAAGGGCUUCAGAAGUUUAUUCAGUGGCUGGAGGAGGCAGAGGAGUCUUCAGAAGACGAAGCAUAA
Molecule: messenger RNA, 2109 nt
Organism: Knipowitschia caucasica
Lineage: Eukaryota; Metazoa; Chordata; Actinopteri; Gobiiformes; Gobiidae
Source: the annotation of a GenBank genome assembly